ACUCGCACAUUUGCCGUCAGUCGUUAGAGGAACUCAGGCGGAUUUCAGUGCUCCUGUGUUGUUCCAGAGAAGCUACUCUUUUUUUAGUUUUUUCUUUAAUUUCUUCUGAUUUUUUUUUUUUGGUGGAGGAGAUUGUCACCUGUCUGUGUCGAUUUAUUGUGAUCGAAAUGAAGAAACGCGAAAUAAAGCAUCCAAAGUGGCUGAAGGACUGAAUAGGGUUGCCUCCUGCUCUCACUCCACCACACAAACCGGCUCGUUUGGAAGCAGAGCUGCCAUGGCCAAGUGGCUGAAAGACUACCUGAGCUUGGGCAGCAGGAAGGUGCCUCCACAGCCGCCCACACCAGACUACACAGAGAGCGAGAUCCUCAAAGCCUACCGGCUCCAGAGGGACCUGGACUUUGAGGAUCCCUACGAGGACUCCGAAAACAGGUCCCGGGGCGAGUCUGGGGCUUCUGACCCCUCAACACCUGUCUACGGGUCUCCCAUGAAGUCAUCUACUGUGGACAUGAAAUCUCCCAAACACAGACUGAUCAAAGUGGACUCCCAGGAGCUGGGGCGCACCAAGAUCCUCCUCAGUGCCAUCUCUUUAGAGGACCAGCAAGAGCCUGUGGUACCGUCUGCGCCCUUGGCAGGCGAAACAGAUUAUUCUGACCCAUUCGAUGCUCGCUUGGACCACAGGCCAGAACCAGAUCUCGGACCUGUUCCCUGCGAGAACAACAGCUACAUGGAACCGUAUGAGGCCCAGAGGGUCAUAACAGAGCUGCAGCGUGGCCCAGGAGGAGGACGGCCGCGGGGCGGAGUGCAGCUCUACGACACCCCCUACGAAGAUGAGAGAGGCCAGCGCCUGGGUCUGAUGUAUGGAGAACCUCAGGAGGAGGGCAAGGAGAGCAGCAGGCUGCCACAAGAUGAUGAGAGACCAGCUGAUGAGUAUGACCAACCCUGGGAAUGGAAAAAGGAUAACAUCUCCAAAGCUUUUGCAGAAAUGAGGGAGUUGUCGGAUUUGCCCUGGCCUGCCCCAGUGGGUCAGCUUGAGGAGGAGCCCACCGUCAGAGAGCAAGUGCAGUUUGAUGGCGCAGAGUGGGACCGUUCCUCGUCGCCCACAGACCGGUUGCGUCCUCCAGGGCCAAGAUCCAGCCCGCUGGCAGGAGGGGGGAUGAAGUUUCGAAUGCCACAGGAGGGCCUGUCCAUGGUGGGGGAGAGAGUGGAUCCUACUCUGCCUCUGGAGAAGCAGGUAUGGUACCACGGUUCACUGUCGCGUUCGGAGGCAGAGUCGCUGCUAACGCUGUGUAAAGAGUGUAGCUACCUGGUGAGGAACAGUCAGACCAACCGCUCUGAGUACUCUCUGUCUCUACGGAGCUGCCAGGGUUUCAUGCACAUGAAGUUCACCCAGUGCAAAGAUGGCAAGUACGUGCUUGGACAGAACAGCCCUCCCUUUGACACCAUCCCAGAAGUCAUCCACUUCUAUACCACACACAAACUCCCGAUCCGAGGUGCCGAGCACCUGUCCCUGCUGUUCCCCGUGCUGGUGCAGACACUCUGACUGACCCUGAUGGUCUCUCUGGACCUCUGGGAUUUUAUUGUGUUUGGACAAAUAAAAAACUUGAAUGUUUGACGGGAUCUUUCCAGUGGAUUCUCUCUUCUUGUUGGACUGGACUACUUUUGAUGAUUCAACACACCAGGGGCUAAUGCUCUCACCUACCACUGCUGUUGUACCUGUGCCAAGUGUCUCUAACAUCCAGUGGAUCAAUUCAUAUGAAAUGCAAUACCUGAACUUUAGGCCACCCUUUGCUGUAACUCCUUUCUCUCAUCACCUUGCUGAACCAAGGGGGGGUGACUUCAGGACAUCUCAAAUUCUCCUUUUCCUUACUAUAUAUUUCAAAUGCAGAGGAAGUUAGCAGAGCUGUAGUUGGGAGAAAGUCUGUAUAUUCUGAAUGUUCUGAUGCCCCAGUUUACAGAAGACCUGCAGAAGAUUUAGGUUUAAUUACUGCUGUUCCACAAAAAACACCUCAUUGACACGUAAAAAUAUUGCUGUUGUAAGGUGAAAACCUCACUAGUCAUAUUUUGUUGAUUUUUCAGAAUCAGAAUCAAUAAAUUCAGUUGUACUGUAUAAGAUGAGAAACCUUUUCAUCCUCGGGCUUAGGAGACCCUUUUGUAAAUGUUGGAAAAUUUCCAUAAAACAAAAACAAAAAAAAACAAUGCUAUUUUCGAAGAUAAGGUUUUUACCAACAGCAGUUAUAUUUCAGAUGCUUUUCUACACAAAGCCACCUGUUAAUUUUCAUCCAGUCUGUUCUGCACUGUCAUGCUGCUGUAUGUUGAGGAUUUGCCUGACACAUCUCCAUGUUACUUGUUGAUUGUUCAUCGUAAGCAACAGAGAACCUGUGUUGUAUUGGUACUUGUGUUGACUUUGCUGACCUGUAUCUCUUGUCGGUUGCCUACGUUGCAUUUGGUAGACAAUGCUGGAUUUGUAAAAAAGCAACCUGUCACUGCUGUCAUCGUCGUUUCACUGAAGCUGAGCUCAGAAGCUGAGCUGUAGGCUACAUCUGAAGCAAAGAGAUGCUAAUCCGGAAAUGCUCUCGAACAAACUCUCAAACUUUGUGACUGUUGGCCACUUUCUCACACUUCCUACAUAUUUUCGGCUGGCCAAGUCAUUACAUGCUUGUUGGUGAGUUGUAUUUGAGUUAAAUGCUUGCCAUCUGGAAUGGGUUCCCAUGUCUGCUGCCUGGUUGCAGCGUUGUGUGGCAAAAACUGAUUUCAAAGGAGAGCCAACUUCUUCCAAACACAUUUAUGACCAUUGGAAAUGACAAAUGGAAACAUUAUUUAAAUCAGUAUUUCUCAAUGCAAAAUGCUAUAUUGACUGGGUUGUAUUAAGUGUUAUUAUUAUGGGCCUUUUCUGUUACUAGUAAAAGAUGACAGGAUGUGU
Molecule: messenger RNA, 2920 nt
Organism: Morone saxatilis (striped sea-bass)
Lineage: Eukaryota; Metazoa; Chordata; Actinopteri; Moronidae
Gene: shdb
Product: Src homology 2 domain containing transforming protein D, b
Exons: 8
Coding region: 275-1540 (421 amino acids)
Molecular function (GO): phosphotyrosine residue binding
Source: RefSeq, a predicted model, not a curated record